AUGGGAAUAGAUUUGAAAUGUGCUCGCAAGGUGAUUCAUUUUGGGCCAUCUCGAACAACUGAAUGCUAUAUGCAAGAAUGUGGACGUGUUGGCAGGGAUGGUGGACAGAGUUUGUGUGUUCUACUCUACAAUGGCAUUUUGGCAUCUCGUUGCUCUGAUGACAUGAAGGAAUUGAUCAGCGAACAAAAGUGCCUUCGAAGAGCGAUUUUAAAGCACUUCCCUGGUGAUCAUGAAAUUGUUGUUGAAGGAUGUCAGUGCUGCAAUGUUUGUGCUCAGACCUGCUUGUGCUCUGGUUUAAAGGGUGAUUGCUCCAUUAAUAUGUUGCUAGAUUUCUCCAGUCAUGAGAAUUUAUACCAGUACGAUAAGCAUAGAACUGUUACAAAUGAACAGAAAAAAACACUGGAAUCAAAUCUGUACCAGUAUCAAAAUGCUUUGCAAAGAGAAGCCCCAAAGCAAGUGUUGUAUCCAAAUGUCUUUGUAGAAUUUGGUUCUCUUCAGAUUGCCCAGGUCAUCAAGAAUGCAAGUAAACUGUUUUCUAUACAUGACAUUAUGAACUGUGUUGAAAUUUGGCGAAGUGAGCAUGCAUGUGGUAUCUUAAAUAUUUUUUCACAAAUGUUUGGUGAUAUUGACAUUAAUGAAACUAGUAUUGAUUUGGAUAAAAUGGAUCUAGAUGAUACUUUAGAUCUAGAUUGGUUGGAUAUCCGAGAUGACUCAUCAGCGGAU
This is a messenger RNA of Paramuricea clavata, 723 nucleotides long. The record is from the annotation of a GenBank genome assembly. NCBI's taxonomy places the organism in Eukaryota, Metazoa, Cnidaria, Anthozoa, Malacalcyonacea, Plexauridae.